Molecule: messenger RNA, 3546 nt
Organism: Saprolegnia diclina VS20
Lineage: Eukaryota; Oomycota; Saprolegniomycetes; Saprolegniales; Saprolegniaceae
Exons: 20
Coding region: 1-3546 (1181 amino acids)
Biological process (GO): TOR signaling; cellular response to starvation; cellular response to amino acid stimulus
Cellular component (GO): cytoplasm; TORC1 complex
Molecular function (GO): protein-macromolecule adaptor activity; protein binding
Source: RefSeq, a predicted model, not a curated record
AUGCGACCAGCGUUCCCUCCGCCGGUGCACCCGCCGACGGGCCUCUUCGCGCCGACGCUGCGACCUCCGGCGCCCGAGGAGCCCACGACGAAGCGGCCGUACGUCAUGGAAGACCGCCAUCUGAGCAAGAUGCUCUGGGGCGCUGCGGACGACGAGGACGACGAGGCGACGGUCGCGAUCCAGCCCUGGCGCAUGGGCACGCCCCGCCUCAAGACGAUGGACGUCGCGCUCGUUCUCUGCCUCAACAUUGGCACCGACCCGCCCGACAUCGCCAAGCCGACGCCCUGCGCGCGCAAGGAGUGCUGGGUCGAGCCCUUCUCGAUGCCGGCGCUGAAGGCCCUCGAAACCAUCGGCAAGACGCUGCAGUCGCAGUACGAGCGCUGGCAGCCGCGCGCGCGGUACCGGCAGUCGCUGGACCCGACCGUCGACGAGAUCAAGCAGCUCUGCGUCUCGUUGCGGCGCCACGCCAAGCACGACCGCGUCCUCUUCCACUACAACGGCCAUGGCGUGCCCCGCCCGACGCCCAACGGCGAGAUCUGGGUCUUCAACAAGAGCUACACGCAGUACAUCCCGCUGCUCGUGUACGAGCUGCAGGCGUGGGUCGGCACGCCGUCCGUCUAUGUCUUUGACUGCUCGGCCGCCGGCACGCUGCUCCAGCACUUUAGCACGGCCACGGACGCGUUCGUGCUCGCGGCCUGCGGUCCCGAUGAGAUCCUCCCGAUGCACCCCGACAUGUGCGCGGACGUCUUUACCAGCUGCCUCACGACACCGAUCACAGUCGCCCUCCGCUGGUUCCUCUCGCAGAACGAGCGUAGCAUGGGCCAUUUGGAGCCGAGCGUGAUCGACCGCAUCCCAGGCAAGCUCACGGACCGCAAGACGCCGCUGGGCGAGCUCAACUGGAUCUUCACGGCCAUCACGGACACGAUCGCGUGGAACCUCCUUCCCGCGCCGCUCUUUCAAACGCUCUUUCGCCAAGACCUCCUCGUCGCGUCGCUCUUCCGCAACUUUUUGCUGGCCGAGCGCAUCAUGACGACGCUCGGGUGCACGCCGUGCUCGCUGCCCGCACUGCCCUCGACGGCCCACCACCCGCUGUGGCGCAGCUGGGACCUCGCGGCCGAGACGUGCCUCUCGCAGCUCCAGGCCGUGCUCUCGCCGCCAAGUAUUCCGCAAGAGAUUACGUUCCACCACUCGCGCUUCUUUGCCGAGCAGCUCAUGGCGUUCGAAGUCUGGCUCGCGUUUGGCUCGAAAUCCAAGCCGCCGCCGCAGCAGCUGCCGAUCAUUCUGCAAAUGCUGCUCAACCAAGCGCUGCGCGUGCGCGCGCUCGUGCUCUUGACGCAGUUCUUCGACCUUGGCCCGCACGCUGUGAACCUCACCUUGUCAGUCGGCAUCUUCCCGUACGUCGAGCGCCUUCUGCAGUCGCCCGCGCCCGAACUCCGCCACGUGCUUGUGUUUGUCUGGGCCAAAAUUGUCGCGUUGGACAUGUCGUGCCAAGCCGACUUGGUCAAGAUCGACGGCCAGCAGUACUUUCUGAACCACCUCAUGACACCGCUUCUGCCGCCUGACCAGAAGGCCAUGACGCUCUUUGUGCUCUCGGUGCUCUGCCACGAGUACGCGACGGGGCAGCAGGCGUGUCUCCAGAACGGCCUCCUCAAGCGCGUCACCUUGUUCUUGGCCGACCCGCACCCGCACGUCCGCCAGUGGGCGUGCUUGGCGCUGGGCAAAGCCUGGGAGGCAUUCGAGCCGGCGAAAGCGUCGGCUCUCGAAGACAAGGUCCACUUGCACUUGCACAAGGUCGCGCAAACCGACGCAGCGCCGGAAGUGCGCGCAUCGGCCGUCUUUGCGCUCGGCACGCUCCUCGGCCACCACCCGUCGCUGGAUCUGCCCAUCGCAAGCGACUGCCUCGUGCCAGCGCUCUCGGACGCGUCGCCGCUCGUGCGCAAGGAAACGAUUCUGGCGCUCGCGCACCUCGUGCUCCACCCGCACUACCAGCCGCCCUUUGAACACCUCGCCCAGCACACGCGCAAGACGGACGCCGUGCCAGACGCCAUCGCGGGGCUGGGGCCCCAGGCGCCACACUACACCAAGGUGUGGCACGCACUCAAGGAGAUGCAGCAGCACGACCCGUUCACGCCGCUGCGGCCGCUCGUCAAGAUGAUCGUGUCGCGCGUCAACACGGGCGCCCUCGGGCACACGCUCUCUCCGUCGCACGGCCGACUGCACCGUGACAACUCACUCCCGAGCAUGGCAACGGCCAACGGCCGCGUCGUCGCCGGUCGCCCGCCCAAGCCCAGCGUCCUCGCUUCCCAACACUCGUCCUUGGGUAACUUUGGCGGUCUCGAGACGCCCGUGCCCGAGGUCCACCGGCUUCCGGAUGCGCUCGUGAGCUCUUUGUACCGCUGGGCGUGCGCCAAGUUCAACCGGCCGCUCCUCGAGUCGGUCGACAGCCAUGAGGACGACGAGCUCGACCCACUGAGCGCCCAAGGUGCUGUUCGGCUCGAGCGGCAGCGCCGGAACGCCCGCUGGAAGCUCCUCGCGUCGCAGCUCCGAGUCGAAAAGGAAGAGCAGCUCGCAGGGUACUCGCUCAACUUGCGCCAGAGCGCACUUCUCAACACGGACUCGGACAUGACGUCGCUCCUCGUGUUCCACCCGUACGCGAGCUUGCUCGUCGUGGCCGACGCGACCGACCAGUUGAGUGUGUGGAACGUCGACAACAGCGAGCGCUGCCACUCGUUUGCGAAUCUGAACCCGCGCGGGUCGCGUCUCACGGCCGUCGGGUGGAUCAACGAGGACGACCGCGCGCUGCUCUACUGCGCGUCCGACGACGGCGUCGUCAAGCUCUACCACGACGUCGAGACCAAGCCGCAGCUCGCGCUCGCCUUUACGGCCGUGCCGGACCUUGUCCCGGGCACGCGAGGGUCGGGUCUGGUGACGGCGUGGCAGCAGCAAGCCGGCUUGCUCUUCGCCGCCGGCAACUCGAGCGUCGUGCGCGGCUGGGACCUCCAGCAGGAGCGCUGCGUCUACCAAGCGCCGACGCAGACCGACUCGUGUGUGACGACCAUGGCGACCGACGAGGCCAUUGGGGGACUUGUCGUGGCCGGCUGCGGCGACGGCACGCUGCGUCUCUACGACCCGCGCGCCAAGUCGGACGUCAAGGCCAUUUUGCGCGAGCACACGUCGUGGAUCGUGGGGACGCAUUUGUACGCGACCAAGUACGAGUUGCUCUCGGGCAGCGUCACGGGCGAGCUCAAGUUUUGGGAUUUGCGCCACCAAAAGGUGAGCGUCAAGACGCUCGAGGCGCACCGGUCGCCGAUGACGGCGCUCAGCGUCCACAACUACGCGCCGCUCUUUGCGAGUGGGUCGCACAAUCAAUUUAUCAAGGUGUUUCGCCACGACGGCGAGCAAAUGGCGCUCAUCCGGUACCACGAAGGCUUUCUUGGCGAGCGCAUCGGCCCGGUGUCGUGCCUCGCGUUCCACCCGCACCGCCUCCUCCUCGCGGCCGGCGCUACCGACUCGCUCGUCGCCCUCUACUCGGCCGACAAGUCGUAA